AUGGCAUCUUCAAAAAAUUUGCUCUUUCUUAUUGGUGUUCUCUUUGCACUUGUGCUCCUCAUUUCCUCUGAUGCAACAGCUGCAGAUCAGAAGAGCGUGAAAACCACUGGUGUCCACGAUGCCAGUUCAGGCAAAGAUCGUUGCAGACAUGGUUGCUGCCAGUGGUACCAUGGACACUGCCAAAGAUGCUGUCGAACUGCCGAGGAGACCCCUGAAGCCACAUCUGGAGAUGAGGAUACCGUAACCGCAGAUCGUUGCAGACAUGGUUGCUGCUACUGGUACCAUGGACAUUGCCAAAGAUGCUGUUAA
Coffea eugenioides is the source of this 309-nucleotide messenger RNA. RefSeq names its product CYC02 protein-like. NCBI's taxonomy places the organism in Eukaryota, Viridiplantae, Streptophyta, Magnoliopsida, Gentianales, Rubiaceae. The record is from RefSeq and is a predicted model, not a curated record. The transcript has 2 exons. Bases 1 to 309 code for a protein of 102 amino acids.